Colletotrichum phormii is the source of this 1913-nucleotide messenger RNA. RefSeq names its product mitochondrial carrier domain-containing protein. Gene Ontology annotation, molecular function: ADP transmembrane transporter activity. The transcript is spliced from 4 exons. The record is from RefSeq and is a predicted model, not a curated record. Gene Ontology annotation, biological process: transmembrane transport. The coding region runs from base 421 to 1440 and encodes 339 amino acids. NCBI's taxonomy places the organism in Eukaryota, Fungi, Ascomycota, Sordariomycetes, Glomerellales, Glomerellaceae. Gene Ontology annotation, cellular component: membrane.
CUCAAGUGCCACUCCCGGCACCCGCGCAGGCGCAGUGGCCGGCACGUCAGUCCCCAUGGGCGGCCUUCUCAGUUUGGACCCUUCGUCCCGACCAGCGCACAGUAAACCAUAUAUGUCUUCGUCGUCAGUAACAUCUUGGGCCACUUCUCGCGCUCGCGCAUCCUUCUAGUAGUUGCUGGUUAUCGCUGCUCGUUCGUUGCCGCUUCCCUGUCCUGACCACUUCCCGUCCCGCCCUUUGCCUCGGAUCUUGAUCGGUGCAGAACCCCAACGCCGACGACAACGCCGAUACCGUCACCGUCACCGACAUUGUGGGCGACAAUUCCCUACUCGUGACCCGAUUAUUCGACCAAACGCCUCGAAGAGAACUCUGAUCUGUGUGCCAACGCAUUGCUUCUUCAAUCUGAACACGGCAACAAUACAAUGGCUGCCCAGUCGAAAUCGGCCUCCAUCUCCCCCUGGGGCAAGGCAGUUGCUGGCGCUUCCGGUGCCGUGCUUGCCAAUGCUUUAGUCUACCCGCUUGACAUCGUCAAGACGCGCCUCCAGGUCCAAGUCAAGUCGCAACCCGGCGCAGUAGCGACUGACCCCUCCGAUCCCGUCGAACCCCAUUAUUCGUCUACCUGGGAUGCUCUGAGCAAGAUUGUUGCUGAGGAUGGUGCCAAGGGUCUUUACGCCGGCAUGAGUGGCUCUCUUCUUGGCGUCGCGUCUACCAACUUUGCAUACUUUUACUGGUACUCCGUUGUGCGCGCCCUCUACCUUCGUUCUGCCAAGACUUCGGCACCACCUUCGACACUCAUCGAGCUGAGUCUCGGCGCAACCGCUGGCGCUGUAGCCCAGCUCUGUACAAUUCCCGUCGCCGUCAUCACGACGAGGCAACAAACCCAGCGCAAGACCGAGAGGAAAGGCUUUGUCGACACUGCGCGGGAAGUCGUCCAUGGAGAGGAUGGGCCAUUCGGGCUCUGGAGGGGUCUCAAGGCUAGCUUGGUGCUCGUUGUGAAUCCUGCAAUCACUUACGGAGCUUACGAGAGGCUGAAGGAAGUCAUCUUUCCUGGCAAGAAUAACCUCAAGCCCUGGGAGGCAUUCCUUCUCGGUGCUAUCUCCAAGUCACUUGCAACGAUUGCCACACAGCCCCUGAUUGUAGCUAAGGUAGGUUUGCAGUCGAGGCCACCGCCUGAAAGGAAGGGCAAGCCUUUCGGCAGCUUCAUCGAAGUCAUGAACUUCAUUUUGGAGCGAGAGGGCGUUUCUGGUCUAUUCAAGGGCAUGGGACCACAGAUUCUCAAGGGUCUUCUUGUCCAGGGCAUCCUCAUGAUGACAAAGGAGCGCAUGGAGUUAUUGUUUGUCCUCUUCUUCCGCUACCUCAGGACGCUGAGGUCGAAGCGGCUGCAGGCUUUUGCACGGAGCCCCGAUGUCAUUCGUAGCGCGUCUGCCAUCAAACCUCUUUGAGAGAAGAGCGGCAAAGUGCGUACAUUUGACUAAACAACGUCGUCAAGAAGCCAAGGGCGGUGAACCUUUCGACAUCGUGUAUAGCGAAGUGGGAUAAUCCCUGAUAGGGCGUAGACCGAGUCGCGGGCAAAGAUGUGGACUUAUCUGUAUCGUAACAAGGGUAGAACACGAGAGCACUGCAUGGGCACUACAUGAGGUUGGCGCAAGAGAGAUGGCAAUCGACAAUCUGAGAGAGCUAGGAUAGAGUAAACAAUACUUCAGUUCAUCAUAUUUGAUCUUACAAGGAUGUCUUGGAAGUACAUACCUUAGAGUCAAGAAAGUCUUGGGAAUUAUCGUAUUGUGCGAAUCAGAAACAACUUGCAAUACCUAUCUAUGCUUGACUUUCCGUGAUGGCAACCCGAAAGAGAAAUGUAACAUUCCAACAGAUGGAAGGUAAGUAGCUGUCUGGGUUAGGUGAGCCCUUCUUGCAGUCU